CCAGAUCAUCAAUUCCUCGUGAAUAUGGUGUGAAUAAAAUUAUCUUUAAUUAAUCUGUACGAUAAUCUUCAUUUCACAAGCUCUCUAGUCUCUACUCUGAUCAGCAACAAGGAGUCUCCUCCACCGGAAUCACAAUUGCGUGGUGGUGAUAGUUUGCUUGGAAGAUCUGGAAUUGAAGAGAGAGAUUGGAUAAAACAUGGUACUUCGUCAUCUUGUAGCUGGACAAUCGCCACCAUUGCUCCUCCACUCACAGUCACAUGCUCCACCACCCAUCUCCAGGGGAUUGCCUGGAAAAAUGAAGUUGAAGUGUUCUUUUGAACACCCUAUUGGCUGGAAAGCCUGGAAUGUUGCAGGCAGACAUGUAUUACCAGGGCUUGCAGCAUCAAUUUUAUUUCUCUCUCAAACUAACCAGGUUGUUGCUGCAGAUCUUCCUCAUAAUCAUAGUAUAUUCCAGCUUGCAAACGCCACCAAUAAUUUGACUCUGCCACUCGAUGAGGGUUCUGAUGAAAGAGGAGGGAAGCUGAUGAUGAUGAGAGGAAUGACAGCACAGAACUUUGACCCAGUCAGAUAUUCGGGAAGAUGGUUUGAAGUAGCUUCACUUAAACGCGGGUUUGCGGGUCAAGGUCAAGAAGAUUGCCACUGCACUCAGGGCAUAUAUACAUUUGAUAUGGAUGCACGUGCUAUCCAGGUCGACACCUUUUGUGUUCAUGGGGGACCUGAUGGAUUUAUUACCGGAAUAAGGGGAAAGGUUCAGUGCCUCUCAGAGGAAGAUUUGGAGAAAAAAGAAACUGAUCUAGAAAGACAAGAGAUGAUUAAAGAGAAGUGUUACCUUCGAUUUCCUACUUUGCCAUUCAUUCCUAAAGAGCCUUAUGAUGUGAUCGCCACUGAUUAUGACAAUUUCGCCCUUGUUUCUGGUGCAAAAGACACAAGUUUUAUUCAGAUCUACUCAAGGACACCUGAUCCUGGACCACGAUUUAUAGAGAAGUACAAAUCAAUCUUAGCAAACUUCGGGUAUGAACCAAGCAAAAUCAAGGACACUCCACAAGACUGUGAGGUGAUGUCUAAUAGUCAGCUGGCUGCAAUGAUGUCCAUGUCUGGUAUGCAACAGGCUCUAACAAACCAGUUUCCUGAUCUAGAAUUGAAGGGCCCUAUUGAAUUUAAUCCGUUUACCAGCGUAUUUGACACUCUGAAGAAGCUUGUUGAGCUUUAUUUCAAGCAGGGAGUGAAUUUAUAAAUUUACAUUAUGGUUUUGUGCUAUAAAUUUGUGAUAAGAGCUGCUGAAUGUGUAGUAGUCUUCUCUUUAUACAAAAAAUCCUUCACUGUAUUCUCCAUUUUUUAAGAGCUAUGAAAUGUAUUGUAACAGAUUUGCUGUUUCUUGCAAAUAGAUU
Messenger RNA from Ilex paraguariensis (yerba mate), 1388 nucleotides. The record is from the annotation of a GenBank genome assembly. Lineage: Eukaryota; Viridiplantae; Streptophyta; Magnoliopsida; Aquifoliales; Aquifoliaceae.